Molecule: messenger RNA, 2975 nt
Organism: Lactuca sativa (garden lettuce)
Lineage: Eukaryota; Viridiplantae; Streptophyta; Magnoliopsida; Asterales; Asteraceae
Product: calmodulin-binding transcription activator 4
Biological process (GO): regulation of transcription by RNA polymerase II
Cellular component (GO): nucleus
Molecular function (GO): double-stranded DNA binding; protein binding; transcription coregulator activity
Source: RefSeq, a predicted model, not a curated record
CCUCAUUUUAUUUUGAAUAGUCUAUCGCGCAUCGCAGCUUCCAGCCAAAAACUCAUUGUCCUGUUGCCAAGACUUUCUCCCGAAGUGUCUAUGAUUCAUGAAUCCAACCACCUACCGCCUCCUUUCAAUCAACAAAGUCACGGAGGAGACUGCUUAAUUCCGUCGUCGUUAUCUGUAAUCUGUGUACUGUUAUACUCGACGGAAAGCAUCGAUCGUAGUUCCUGCAGCAUAGCAGCGUCAGUUAUUUCUCUAGCGUGCUUCGAACCUAUUCGGUGUUAACAACUUCGUUGAGAGCUCCGUUGUCAGUCAUUUAAGAGUUGAAUAUACAAAUGACGACGUCAGGGUAUGACAUCAGAGAUAUACUGGAAGAAGCACAAGUCCGAUGGCUAAAGGCAGGAGAGGUGCUUUUCAUACUGCAGAAUUAUGAUGAAAAGCAGCUCAGCCGUGAAGCCCCUCAACAGCCACCAAGUGGCUCUUUGUUUCUCUUUGACAGGAAAGUCCUGAGGUUUUUCCGUAAAGAUGGUCAUAGUUGGAGGAGAAAGAAAGAUGGAAAAGCCAUUGGUGAAGCACACGAACGUCUAAAAGUUGGAAAUGUUGAAGUUUUGAAUUGUUACUAUGCACAUGGUGAAGAGAAUCCAAAUUUCCAGAGGCGUAGCUAUUGGAUGUUAAAUUCGGCAAAGGAGCAUAUUGUGCUUGUUCAUUACAGAGAUACAAGUCAGACAACCCCGGGUAGAAAUAUUGCGGGGCCCCUUUCAGCAUUUUCUCCAGGAACUUCUUCAAAUCUUGUUCAAAGUUCCAACUCUUAUGCUAGUCAGCUAACAUCCAAUGAAACUAAUGGACAUUAUUAUGAGAACACCUCUAGUCCAAGUUGCAUAGAAGUUAGUUCAGAUUCUAUUACAAAAGCCAAGGGGAUAAGCCAUGAGAUUCUAAUGAAAACUGAAACUGUUACUGGUUCACCUAACUCUGAGGUUGAUCAGGCUUUGAAAAGAAUUGAAGAGCAGUUAAGUUUGGAUGAGGGCCAUUUGGAAGAAAUUGAUGCUUUAUACAAUGACAAUGAGAAUUCACAUGAUUUUGGGCUGACAAUGGAUGAACAAAGUUAUGAUAAUAUAUUUAAAGGGUACCAAGCAUCCAUGUUCCUGCCUCAUUCACUUGAAGAUCUAAAAUUUUCUUCAAAUAAGUAUGGAAGUGAUUCCGAUUACUCAACAAUGUUUGACCAAGAACAUAGUCAAACUCCUCCUGGACCAGAUUCAAGUUUGACCAUUGCACAAGAGCAGAAAUUUACUAUUCGUGAGAUAUCCCCAGAAUGGGGCUAUGCAAAUGAGUCAACCAAGGUAUUCUUUAUUGGGACAUUUACAUGUGAUUCAUGGACUUGUAUGUUUGGUGAUACUGAAGUUCCUGUCCAGAUUAUUCAAGAGGGAGUCAUUUGUUGCCAGGCUCCCCCUUGUUUGCUGCCUGGAAAAGUUACUGUUUCUAUUACUUCAAACAAUCAAGAGCCUCAUACUGAGAUAAAAGAGUUUGAAUAUCGCGAUAAACCAAGUAGUUAUAAACAUAACUCAUCAGAAACAGAAUCACAUAAGAGCUUGGAAGAAUUACUGUUACUAGUCAGACUUGUGCAAAUGCUACAAUUUGAUCAAAAAGGAGAAAGCACAGAAACUGAAGAUUCAUGGAGUCAACUCAUUGAGGCCCUUUUAGAUGGAAGUUUGGCAUCAUCUAAUGCAAUGGAAUGGAUCCUGGAACAACUUCUAAAAGACAAGCUGCACCAAUGGCUUUCUUCCAGAUUGAAGAAUAACAGUGCUCUUUCCAAAAGGGAACAAGGAAUGAUACACAUGGUUUCUGGAUUGGGCUUCUGUUGGGCCUUGAGCCCAAUACUUAACUCUGGUGUAAGCAUAAAUUUUCGCGAUAUUAAUGGCUGGACUGCUCUUCAUUGGGCUGCACGUUUCGGAAGGGAAAAAAUGGUGGCUGCACUCCUUGCUUGUGGUGCAUAUGCUGGAGCAAUUACAGAUCCAAGUAAGCAAGAUCCAACAGGGAAAACCCCGGCAUCAAUAGCUUCUGCAUGUGGACACAAGGGGCUUGCAGGUUACCUUUCAGAGAUGACAUUGACUGGUCAUCUUACAUCUCUCAAACUACAAGAAACUGAAGUUUCUAGAACUUGUGAUGACGUGGAAGCAGAAAGAACAGUAAACAGUCUUGGUGUACAUGAUGAUCAUAUUUAUCUUAAAGACACGUUAAGUGCUGUUAGGAAUGCAACUCAGGCUGCUGCACGUAUACAGUCUGCUUUCAGGGCACAUUCUUUUAGGAGAAGGCAACAGAAAGAAUCCGAGGGAAGUGAAGAUGAAUAUGGUUUGCUUUCAAGUGACAUUGAGGGUCUUUCAAAGGGGUCAAAGUUGACUUUUGGAAAUGCACAUGAUCACCAUGCUGCCUUGUCGAUACAGAAGAAAUACCGGGGGUGGAAAGGUCGAAAGGAUUUCGUUUCAUUUCGUCAGAAAAUAGUCAAAAUACAGGCUCUUGUGAGAGGUCAUCAGGUGAGGAAAAGCUAUAAGGUUAUAUGUUGGGCGGUGGGUAUAGUUGAGAAAGUUAUUCUAAGGUGGAGGCGAAAAGGAGCUGGUCUGCGAGGCUUUCGCCAGGGGUCAGCUGAAGAAGAUGAAGAUGAUGAUGAAGAUGUUGUGAAGGCAUUUCGGAAGGAGAAAGUGGAUGUUGCUAUUGGAGAAGCUGUGGCAAGGGUACUGGCCAUGGUAGACUCCAAACCAGCACGACAGCAGUAUCACCGCAUGCUUCAAAACCAUAGACAAGCUAUGGCCGAGCACCGAGGUUUUGGAGGUGGAGUAGCUAGUAUGGAAAUAGAUGACUGAUAGUUAUAUAGACAUGUAGAAGAAAUAGUUAUCAAGGUGUUAACUGUUAAGUGCUCAUGUAACCAAAUGGAGGUGCGUGUAAUUGGAUUUGUAUUCAUGUUAACCGCAAUAUGCCUCAUUUGUUUA